GACUACUACGAUUACGACCCGGGGCCCCAGACCGACGACGUGUUCGACGUGGACGAGUUCGACGAGAUCUACGCCUCCUAUACGGACGCAAACAGCAAGCUGAACAACCUUCGCGUGAGCCGGGGCUUCUACCCUGUGGUGGCCUUGGUGGACCGCGGUGGCAACAACGCUGUUCGACAAGGAGGCGCUGGAAAAGGCCGAGGCAAAGCUCGACGCGACAAAGGGCGUGGCAAAGGCGCUGGUGGCAAACAAGGACCUCUGUCGCCAAAGGGAUCGACCGCCAAAGCCCGUGGCCAACAGGCGGUGGGAAGGCAAAUCUGUCUUCGCUGCGGCCAGGCCGGGCAUUGGGCACGAAAUUGCCCGCAGGCCGGUGCCGACAAGAAGAGGAAAAUUGAUGGUGGAGACGAUGAGGUGAUGAUGGUUGCCGAGACCUACAGCCUGAACGACGAGGACCUCGAGGAGGAGACGAACAACCGGGCGAUGCAGGACGGUGGCGCAGCAAGUGUUCUUGGCAGUGCCACGGCAAUCCGGAGCUACCUGCGGUACCUCCUCGAGAAGGGCGUGGACCUGUCAGCCAUACCCUGCUUCAGGUGCUCCAAGGGCUUUCGCUUCGGCAACUCUGCCACCGGAGGUUCUCGACACUGUCUUCUGCUUCCUCUUACCUUGGAGGGCCGGAAGCUGCAGAUCCUGACCUAUGUCAUCGAGGGCAACGUGAAGAAUGGCCAGUGGCAGGACAUUCCCCUUGGACCACGAGGAGAACACCAACUUAUACUCUCCGAGGACGUGACCCGCCUGCUCGACAACAGCUCCUUCGACGAGAUCCUUGUGCCCGACGACUACGAGAACCACGUGGGGACUCACGACCCCAUCGCCCUGGAGGAGAUCCUUGAACUGUCCGAGCCCGCCCUUGCCUAUGAGGAGGUGAGCCUUGUGAAGCACCACCACGACGAGACGGGGGACCCUUUGCACGAGACCGAGCCCAAUGACAGCAAGAACGUCACGGCCGACACCCCGACCUCUGCGCACGACCCCAACACUCGGGUGCCCCAUGGGGACACCAACGACGCGACCAAGUGGACAAGGACAAACGACACCACUGCGACGCACCACGACAAGGAGACCGUGACCUUCACCGACGACAAGACGAACAAGCACGACGACACCACUGCGGCGCACCACGACAAGGAGACCGUGACCGUCACCCACGACAAGGCGAACAAGCACAACGACACCACGGCAACGCACCAUGACAAGGAGACCGUGACUCUCACCGGUGACAAGGUGAAGGCUUUGAGCAAGGGACGCCUGCGCGGACUUAUCAUGAUGGCCCAAGCCGCGAACAAGAAGCACAAGAGCCUCCUCUCCCAAGCAAGCAGAGUGGGCGAUGAUAGCCAUCAUGUGGUCUGGCAGGUGUUCACUGGAAAAGGCCGCCUCGAGGAUGCGAUUUGUAAGCAGGGCGGCAAGGUCCAGAACUUCUCCAAGGAGACCGGCUGGAACUUUUCCCAGCCAAAGGUGCGAAAACGUUUCUUGGCUAAGCUUCAGGAGGAACAGCCCGAUGAGGUGAUGAUUGCUCCGUCUGGGCGGAUAUGGAGCCCUGCGGUGGACCUGAGUGUGGCUACUGACCCAGGCCGUGCACCAGAGCUUCGCCGUCUUCGACAGGACAACCACGACAACAUCCUUGUGUUUGCCGCGGUGAUCUUCGAGACUCAGCGCCGUGCGGGGCGCCAUGCUCACAUUGAGCAGGCCUGGAACUCAAGGGCAUGGAUGACCAAGGCCUUUGCCCGACUCCAGGGUCACAGCACCUACGUGGACCAGUGUGAGUACGGCCUUUCUCUCCCCGGCAACAAGAGCGAACACAGGCCAAUAAGGAGGGCGACUUGCUUCUUUACCACCAAGCGAACCUUGGCACUUCGUUUGGAGAAGCGGUGUUCUGGAAAGCACCACCACACCAAUGCCGCGGACAACCAGGAGCAGACGUCCUAUGACUACCCGCCGGAGCUUGCUGAGACCCUGGCUAGCCUGCUGUUGCAGAAGGAGAGCACCGAUGCAGUAUAUGCAACCUCGCCGGAGCCCGUGAACGACGAGCUCGAGAGCCAGGACAAGGAACCAGCAGACAACACCAAGGAUGUGAGCCGAAAGAACCGGGACGAGGAACCAACAGACAACACCGAGGAUGUGAGCCGAAAGAACCGGGAUCUUCGUUCGAAAGUGGGCAGCCAGGCCAUGAACUAUGUGACUCGCCUCCACAAGAACCUGGGUCAUCCUAGUGCUGAUGUGUUGGUUCGCAUGCUCGAGGAGGUCCAGGCUACAGCCAAUGUUAUCGAGGCGGCGAAGGGAUACGUAUGCCCCACAUGCUACAGUCGUCGCCGACCACCUGGUGUUCCUCCAGCUGCUGGUCUCAUGGCCCGGAACUUCGGCGACAGGCUCAUGGCAGAUAGUGCUUGGAUUGAUUUGGAGGGUGGCCGUCGAUGUGUGCUGACCGUCAUGGACCAG
Molecule: messenger RNA, 2493 nt
Organism: Symbiodinium necroappetens
Lineage: Eukaryota; Dinophyceae; Suessiales; Symbiodiniaceae
Source: the annotation of a GenBank genome assembly